ACCUGGAGACUUAGCUUGUGGCCUCCAUGAGCUCUAUCCACCUCUCUCUCACAGCCAGGUACAUCCCUUUCUUGCUUUCUCUAAUUUCUGGCCACUAGCCACCGGAGUCGGAUCUUGAAUCGGGCGGGCGGCUGGCCGGAGCAGCAGGAGGUGACGCCUGCAGGAUGCCACGGCGAGCAGCAGCCUGCUGUUGAUGCGAGAUUCCCGAUGGCGUCGCGCAGCGCCGCGCUCUGCUUCUCCGCCGCCGCAGUCGCCACCACCACGUCCACCGGCGGCAGGAGCAGCAGCCGGAAUCGUCUUUGGGUCGUCUGCUGCGACAGCAGCAGGAAAUCCGACCUGCUCUCUUCCUCCCUGGCAGCCAAGGUGCUGGGCGCCCCGACGACCUUCGACGCGGAGAAGCUCACGGUGCAGUUCGCCAGGCAGGACCACCACCGCCGCCCGGCGUUCCCCAGAGCCUACACCCUCAGCCACUGCGACUUCACGGCCAACCUCACGCUGGCGGUGUCGGAGAUCAUCACCAUCGACCAGCUCCGGCGGUGGCGCCCCGACGACGUCUUCGCCGAGUGGAAGCAGAUGACCAGCUGCUCCGGGGGCCGCGGCGCCGGGGAGAUGACCCUGCACCUGCACUGCCUCGUCAGCGGGCGCAACCCGCUGCAGGGGCUGGCGGCAGGGUUCAGGUACUACGUCUUCUCCAAGGAGCUGCCGCUGGUGCUCAAGGCGGUCGUGCACGGCGACGCCGCGCUCUUCGCCGGCCGCCCGGAGCUCAUGGACGCCCAGGUGUGGGUCAACUUCCACUCCGCAUCCACCAAGUACAACCGGAUCGAGUGCUGGGGGCCCCUCAGAGAAGCUGCUGAGAGGAAUCUGCUGGACGGGCGGCUCGACCAACUGCAGAGCGAGAUCAGCAAGAGACGAAGGAAAUGGAGCAUAUUCAACGCCCUCGUCUCGCUUUUCCUAUGAUCCAAUCCAUCCCAUCCCAUCCCAUCCCAUCCGGGUAUAUAUGUACAUUGAGUCAUUGAGAUUUAAGAGAUAGGGUAAACGAGCAUUGCAUUGUAAGUAAGAAGGAAAGAGGGUCCCAACAAUCUUUCAUUCUUUGCUGCGCGCGUCUGUCUGGUCCUUCCUUGACAAGCGAUAACUCUAGACGACCUUGCUCUUCAGAUGUAGCAGUCGAGUCGCCUUCUUGUUAAGCAAGCAUUCGAUCGAUUCCUUUGACUGUUGAAAUGAAUCAAGCUGACAUUUUCUUGUUUC
Messenger RNA from Lolium rigidum, 1245 nucleotides. RefSeq names its product protein STAY-GREEN LIKE, chloroplastic-like. The record is from RefSeq and is a predicted model, not a curated record. Bases 208 to 957 code for a protein of 249 amino acids. The transcript is spliced from 3 exons. NCBI's taxonomy places the organism in Eukaryota, Viridiplantae, Streptophyta, Magnoliopsida, Poales, Poaceae.